AGUCCUUAGUCUCCUGAAGAAAUGGAUCCUGACCCGUUCUUCUGAUGUUACAUACAUGUAUCAGAAUUAUUUAACUUUAAUAAUAAAAUAUGUUUUCCUUCUAAUGAAAUGUUCCAGAUCCACCCAGAAAAUCACAAAUCACAGGGAUACUCGACAUCCACAUUAAAGCUCUCUAACACACGUUUAGCUGCAUAUACAGCAUGUAAAACUGUGAAUGUAACCUCUUUAUACACAUUUAUUAAACACAUUUCAGGCGUUUUACGUCUAGCGUUUGUUUUGUAAUGCAGCUGUUGCAGCGGAAGUACAGCGGUGAACGUGAAAGGUAACACUUCCGGAAACAGUUGAGCGGAGGCUAGCGGAAGAUGCUAACGGCGCUUGUGAGAAUCAGUCGGAUUAAUACAGGACUAAACACGGAGGAUUUCUCCGGUAACUGAUGGAUAUGAUCGCAGAAGGCGAACGAGGCGACAAAUGCAGAGAAACGAGCGCAGAAGCGAGAUGAAGUGACCGGCGGCGGUGGCUUUUGUUCGGCGCGUUUCGCUCCCGAUCUCCCAUAAUAAACACAACGCUCCGAUUAUAAUAAACACAACAUUUAUAACGCGCCGAUCAUCUGAUUCUGAACCGCGUCCCGGUUCGUGUUUGUUUCUAGCGCAGAGUCUGAGGACCGCGCGCAGAAAUGAGCAGCUGAUCGUCUCGCAGAGAUCAUGAUCUGACGCUCCGGUCCGUGUGUCAGCGGUUAGUCAUGGCGUUGUUCCGCGAGUUCGAGGCUCCGCCGGAGUGUCCGGUGUUCGAGCCCAGCUGGCAGGACUUCAGCGACCCGUUCGGCUUCAUCCACAGGAUCCGGGAGAUCGCCGAGAACACGGGCAUCUGCAAGAUCCGACCGCCGCAGGGCUGGCAGCCUCCCUUCGCCUGCGACGUGUGCAGUUUCCGCUUCACUCCUCGAAUCCAGCGGCUCAAUGAGUUGGAGGCCCUCAACAGAGUCAAGCUCAACUUCCUCGACCAGAUCGCCAAGUUCUGGCUGGUGUCUGCAGAAGGAGGUUUUGAGGUGGUCUGUAAGGAGAAGCGCUGGUCCAGGAUCAGCAGUCGCAUGGGUUUUCCAGCCGGGAAAGGUGUGGGGUCACUGCUGCGCUCUCACUUCGAGCGGAUCCUGUAUCCGUAUGAGCUCUUCCAGACCGGAGUGACGCUGACCAGCGUUCACAGGCUUUACCCAGAAGCCCCUGACACCGAGGAUGUGGAUGAAGGCAUUGGAGGUGGAGAAGAAGAGGGCGCAGAUGAGGAUGAAGAGAAGGAGAGACGAGCGGAGAGACGUUCCCCUCGACGGCUCAAGGACGAGCUGGUGUCUGCAGAAGGAGGUUUUGAGGUGGUCUGUAAGGAGAAGCGCUGGUCCAGGAUCAGCAGUCGCAUGGGUUUUCCAGCCGGGAAAGGUGUGGGGUCACUGCUGCGCUCUCACUUCGAGCGGAUCCUGUAUCCGUAUGAGCUCUUCCAGACCGGAGUGACGCUGACCAGCGUUCACAGGCUUUACCCAGAAGCCCCUGACACCGAGGAUGUGGAUGAAGGCAUUGGAGGUGGAGAAGAAGAGGGCGCAGAUGAGGAUGAAGAGAAGGAGAGACGAGCGGAGAGACGUUCCCCUCGACGGCUCAAGGACGAGAGAGAAAACACGGAGCCCAAAGCCGUGCAGUUUGGACCAAUUUGCAUGAGCAAGAACUUGCUGUUCUCCAGUCCUGCGAUCAGUGUGUGUGUGUGUGUGUGUGUGUGUGUGUGUGUGUGUCCAGAUGACGAGGGCUUCCUCAGGAAACAGAAGCACAUGAGGGCUCAGGCAUUUGCUUUUAAAAUGCGUCCGCGCAAGGAGGUGCUGGAGGUCAAUUAUAUCGACCUGUACAUGUGCAUGGCGUGUGGGCGGGGCGACGAGGAGGACCGCCUCCUGCUGUGUGACGGCUGUGAUGACAGCUAUCACACUUUCUGCCUGAUCCCGCCACUGCAGGACGUGCCCAAAGGAGACUGGCGCUGCCCCAAGUGUGUGGCAGAGGAGUGCAGCAAGCCUCGCGAGGCGUUCGGCUUCGAGCAGGCCGUGCGCGAGUACACGCUCCAGAGCUUCGGCGAGAUGGCCGACCACUUCAAGUCUGAUUACUUCAACAUGCCUGUUCACAUGGUGCCCACGGAGCUGGUGGAGAAGGAGUUCUGGCGUCUGGUCAGCAGCAUCGAGGAGGACGUGAUCGUGGAGUACGGCGCUGAUAUCAGCUCCAAAGACAUGGGCAGCGGAUUCCCAGUGCGAGACGGCAAGAGAAAACUCAUCGGCGACGAGGAUGAGUAUGCGAGCUCGGGCUGGAAUCUGAACAACAUGCCGGUGCUGGAGCAGUCGGUGCUGACGCACAUCAGCGGGGACAUCAGCGGCAUGAAGGUGCCCUGGCUGUACGUGGGCAUGUGCUUCUCGUCCUUCUGCUGGCACAUCGAGGACCACUGGAGCUACUCCAUCAACUACCUGCACUGGGGCGAGCCCAAGACCUGGUACGGCGUUCCAGCACACGCCGCCGAGCAGCUGGAGUCCGUCAUGAAGAAAGUGGCUCCGGAGCUCUUCGACUCUCAGCCAGACCUCCUGCAUCAGCUGGUCACCCUGAUGAACCCCAACCUCCUCAUGGAGCACGGCGUCCCGGUGUACCGGACCAAUCAGUGCGCGGGAGAGUUUGUCGUCACCUUCCCAAGAGCCUAUCACAGCGGCUUCAAUCAAGGCUACAACUUUGCUGAGGCAGUCAACUUCUGCACUGCAGACUGGCUGCCCAUCGGGAGGCAGUGUGUGGCGCAUUACCGGCGUCUGCAGCGCUACUGCGUCUUCUCCCAUGAGGAGCUGGUGUGUAAGAUGGCGGCCGAUCCUGAGAGUCUGGACGUGGAGCUGGCGGCGGCUGUGGUCCGAGAGCUCGGAGACAUGAUCGAGGAGGAGAGCCGACUGAGAGCAGCCGUGCAGGAGCCGAUCUAA
This is a messenger RNA of Sinocyclocheilus anshuiensis, 2968 nucleotides long. RefSeq names its product lysine-specific demethylase 5A-like. The record is from RefSeq and is a predicted model, not a curated record. Gene Ontology annotation, biological process: chromatin remodeling; regulation of DNA-templated transcription. Gene Ontology annotation, cellular component: nucleus; chromatin. Gene Ontology annotation, molecular function: histone H3K4me/H3K4me2/H3K4me3 demethylase activity; DNA binding. Bases 740 to 2968 code for a protein of 742 amino acids. The transcript is spliced from 17 exons. Lineage: Eukaryota; Metazoa; Chordata; Actinopteri; Cypriniformes; Cyprinidae.